ACUCUUGAGAACUCGUCUGAUUAUCUGUGUGGCCUUUGAAAAUAGUCGUCGUGAGAGAGCAGAGCGUUUCAACAGCAGUCACCAUCCCACAAGUUUUCGCUCACAGUGGGAAUGGUGCGGCGCCCUUGAGUCUUUGUGGGAAAUCUUCACAGUAACCCCGACCAGUAAAGCGAGUGAGCGAGUGACGGUGUGUGUGAGCCGCGGCGCUACGUUGAGUGCGACGCGGCAGGACAUGUGCUUACCCCCGCCACUGUUCAGAGCCUGCGUGGGGGCCUGCCUUGAGUUGCUGUCCGCACAUACACACGCAUACACACACAGACGGACAGGCACCGAAGGAGCAAAACAGACACGAUUCCUCUCUUCUAUAACCCGCAUUCAGGCUGAGGAUUCAAGACCGCGGUGACAUGAGCUGGUGAACUGACGACAUGACAAGCUGGUGAGUUGGUGAGUGCCCGAGGGAGGCCAGGCGGGGAAGGAGGGGACAGCUGUGACCAUGGAAAGCUACACCCGCUGGCGAUCCGGGGGUAGCGACGACGAGGAUGACGAAGGCGGGGACAGGGGCGCAGAGGGGACCAGCAGCGCAGUCACCAUCAUUACCAAACAGCGCACGCAUCCCUCCCGUCUCACCAGACCAGCCCAGACCAGGGUAGCUGCGGUCAUGGUGUUGAUGUGCCUGGUGAGUGCUGGCCUAGGCAUGUGGAUGGGGUGGGUAUGGGCUGUCUCCUGCCCCCACUACCCUAUCAACAUGAUCGUGCCGGCGCCCAGGAGUGACUACAACCACUCACACCCAUUGCUGUCUCACCUGCGUCCCUCUCUCAUCAAGGACUACAUGAGAAAACUGUCCGGGGUUGGCUCAGACUUACUGGCGACGAUGGUGGAAGGGGAGUGGCGGGAGCAGGGCCUGGAGACAAGCACCACCACCUUCACUGUCGAUCUCUCCAGGCCUGACCCACAGCGGCCCAACACCAUCGAGAUUGCCUACACCAAUGGAACCACCAAGCUGCUCAACCCAAUACCUGAGGAACUGCACUCUUCCCCCUUCAGUGCAUUUAGCCCGGCAGGAGUGGCCUCGGGACAGCUCGUGUACGGCCACUACGGGCUGCGGGAAGACCUCAGCAUCAUACAGUCACGGAAGAUUUUGCUCAAAGGUUCCAUCUUCCUCCUCCGCCUGGGCAAACUGAAUGCCGGGGCCAAGGUACGGAAUGCAGUGCAGGCGGGCGCGUCGGCUGUGCUUCUCUAUCCUGAUCCUGAGGACAAGCGCGGGGACAGGCGGGGCGGCGAGCCUUACCCCAAUGGCACAGGGCUUCCCGAUGACGGCGUUCUGUGGGAGUCACUGAGCACCACGCCCGGGGACCCCUCCACGCCCUUCCUGCCCAGCCUGCCCCACGUGUACCGCGCAGGGAAGGCGGCGCAGUCCUUGCCUUCCAUCCCUGCACAAACCAUAAGCGCGGACACGGCACGGGAGCUUCUGGCCUUAGUGACUGGCCCUGACGUACCCGUGGGCUGGGCUGGCGGGCUGGCUGCUAAUUACACCCUAGGAGGUUCUUGGGCUCCUGGUGCUGAGGUCGCUAACUUGACUGUCACUGUGAAUAAUGUGAUGGAGCGUCGAGAGGUGAAGAACAUCCACGCCACUAUGCCAGCGUCCGACGAGGCCAGAGUGGUGAUGGUCGGCUGCCACUACGGGUCCCUACAAGGCGGCCAGCACUCCGGCGCGGGUUUGGGGGCGUUGCUGGCCCUGAGUGACGCCCUUGCCAAGAGUUACCUGCCGCGGGGAACUCAGAGGAAGGUGGUCUUCUCUGCCUGGGCCGCGGGAGAGGAUGGCUGGGUCGGCUCCACUGAAUUCACGCAGCUUCAUCCGUGGUGGGUGGAGUCGUCUCUCUUCGCCUACCUGGGUGUGGACGCCUUGCUGCAGGGGACGGGGGCCAUGAGGGUGAGCGCGUCGCCAGCCCUGCGUGAGGCAAUACGGGAGGCGGCCAGCCAGGUGUGGUGGCCCGCAGGAAAUAAGAAGAGAAAGAUAGACGCGCGGGAUGGUUGGAGACUCUCAGAUCCUUUUGGCAAUAAUGAUGUCUAUUUUUACAAUCUGGGGUCAGGCAGCGAUUUCGUCAGCUUCACGGCGCAGCGUGGGGUGCCCUCUGCCCACUUCGCCGCCGUGGGGUCAAACUGGAAGAGAACCUACUCCCUCAGGCACUCUCAGUAUGACGACUUCGACGCCUACACCCGCCUUCUGGACCCCACCAUGGAGUGGACGCACAUGAUCACGUCCCUGGUGGGGGCAACGCUACUGGUACUGAGCGAGAGCGAGGUGCCGCCCCUGGUGCUGAGUGAGCUGAGUGGAGACCUGUACAACGGCUGGCAAGAGUUCCUCAGGGGUCACUCUGCCUCCCUCGCCAAUUCAGGACACAACUUCACGGGAAUCCUCGACGCCAUCGAGAAGGAGAUCCUCAAACUGGAGGACAUGCUGACGGUGCUAGACGGCUGGUACAAGACCCGCCCCUUCUACGUGAGGCCCUACCCGCAGCACUACCCCGGCGAGGACCACAGGAGGCAGGUGGAGCAGCGGCUGUGGUGGCUGGCGAACUUAGAGCGGGGACUUCUGGGACCUCGAGGCGUGGGGCGGUCCUUCACCACACACCUCAUGCUGGGACCUGACCCCGAGGAUCCAGACACGCCUCUGCACUUCCCGCACGCCGUCACCGCUAUCACCCACGCCCUGCAGCAGAAGACGCCCUGGGAAAGCGUGCACCAGGAACUGUCCUAUGUACUGGCUGCUCUCGCCUCCUACAGACAAUUGUUUCCCGGUGACCCUCCUGUAGAGACUGCCUACACUACAUGAAGGAGCUGCAGAAGGGGAGGAGGAGAAGGAGGAAUCCCUCUAGAAAUUUCCCAACAUACCCUUCACCUUCUACGUACAGUCAGCUCUGAAGAAGUGGAAGAAGAAGAAGAAGAAGAAAAAGAAGAAGAAGAAGAAGAAGAAGAAGAAGAAGAAUCCCUCCAGAAACUCUCCUACACACUCACCAUCUCCUACAAGCAGCUCUUCCCUAACAACCUCCCUACAGACCCAACCUUAGUCACCACCUCCUGCAGAAGUCGCUGAAGAAGACAACCAGAACAUUUCCAGGAACUCCCUUAUACAUCCGUCACCUUCAGGCAGCUCCUCUUUACCCUAUACAACCCACACAACACACCGAUGAAGUCGCAGAAGGAAAAUUUUCACAAACCAUAUUUAUACCCUCUUCCUACUACAGACAGUGACCUCCAGCGCCCUCCCCGUUAGGUAAGGGUAUAUAUGAACUUUCACCCAACCCAUGCGUCUCUACAGCGCCUCCUUCGUGAUUCCGGGUCGAGACGCUUUAUCGGUGCAUUAAAGUGAACAAAAGCAGGUACAGAAAAACAGGCCAAACAAGAAAACCGUCGCUUCCUUGCGACGAGUAAGGUUGAAGGGAAGAAGUCACACACUGAAAGGCAAGAAAUGUGACGGCGCUUCGUUGUUUUGUUCCAGUGCUCCUAUUUUUGUUUGUGUCCGUUUUCUUUGCGACAACCAGCCAGCCAGCCAACCAGCCAGCCAGCCAUCCAGCCAUUCAGCCAGCCAGCCAUCCAGCCAUCCAUCCAGCCAGCCAGCCAGACAGCACGCGCAGACGCUCCAGGCAUUCAGUGGCUGUACAUAAUCUGCCUUCACGGGAAUAAUUGUCCUAAUGGUUCUUGUUGAUUGAGGUGAAGCACGCCAUGCGCAACGCUCCAGACACUCCCGCGACACUCUCCUGCCUUCUCUUGCUGCUCAGAUUCACGACCCGCUACUGAAUUCAAUCGCGAAACUCGACUGAAUCCAAAAACUGACAAAAGGAAUGGUAAUGUAGACGGGAAAGCGUGCAGUAGCAUACCUGUUGGCCCUCUCGAGGCUGUUAUGUGAUAAGAGUGACCUUUUAUUUAUAUACACUGCAUUUAACCUCGAUUGAAUUCAUAGAACUGGAAUGUUAAUACGGAGGAGGAGCGUACAGCAGCAUACGUGUUGACCCUCACGAGGCUGUUUUGUGAUAAGUGUGAUCUUUGUUUGUUAAUAUACUGCAUUUAGGUAACCUCGACUGAAUUCCUCGCUACUCGCCUUAACUGAACUGAACUGACAACUAAACUAAACCUAUAAUUCUUAUAAUUUUGUUAAAGGGAGACAAAAUCUUCCCUCUUAACACGACACUUGCAAACAUGAACUGAAAUGAACUGAACUGAAUUGAACUGAUGUAAAGUGAACAUAACUGAACUAGACUGGAAUCAAAUUAACUGGACUAGACAUAACUGAACUUAACUAAACUGGACUGGAUUAAACUAUGUUGAACUGUACUUAAGUGAACUGAAAUUGACUGAACUGAAUUAAAAUGAACUUGACAUUACACUUUCAUUAACAAAAAGACGAAAUACUAUUACUACUACUACUACUACUACUACUACUACUACUACUACUACUAUUACUACUACAAUUACAAGAAGACUAGACAAAAAUUCCGCUCCAUUAACAGUGCUAUACAUAAUAAAUAAAUGAAUAAAUGAGUAAAUAAAUAAUGUGCAUAAAUGGAUAAAUGAGUGCAAGAAUAAUUUAAUAAAGUGUGGAAAGAGUGAAUAAAACUCUAUGUUCA
This is a messenger RNA of Scylla paramamosain (green mud crab), 4625 nucleotides long. RefSeq names its product aminopeptidase NAALADL1-like. Bases 494 to 2833 code for a protein of 779 amino acids. Gene Ontology annotation, molecular function: carboxypeptidase activity. The transcript is spliced from 15 exons. The record is from RefSeq and is a predicted model, not a curated record. NCBI's taxonomy places the organism in Eukaryota, Metazoa, Arthropoda, Malacostraca, Decapoda, Portunidae.